Malania oleifera is the source of this 1128-nucleotide messenger RNA. RefSeq names its product transmembrane emp24 domain-containing protein p24beta3. Gene Ontology annotation, cellular component: Golgi apparatus; COPII-coated ER to Golgi transport vesicle; endoplasmic reticulum-Golgi intermediate compartment. The transcript has 4 exons. The coding region runs from base 187 to 834 and encodes 215 amino acids. Lineage: Eukaryota; Viridiplantae; Streptophyta; Magnoliopsida; Santalales; Ximeniaceae. The record is from RefSeq and is a predicted model, not a curated record. Gene Ontology annotation, biological process: intracellular protein transport; Golgi organization; endoplasmic reticulum to Golgi vesicle-mediated transport.
GUGGUAAUCAUUAAUUUACUAAACGGCGUCGUAUAGGGUCCGAUAAGUACUGUGUGCGUUACGGGGGCCAGAUUACGUUGCUAUUCUCGGUCGUCUUCUCCAGCAAAGCGUCGAGUUUCUCCCUCGAACCCUGAGAACCCAAAUACCUGAUUACCCGGACCCCGAAAAUUCGAAUCUGGAACCGAGAUGGAGCGACGACAGAGACGUCGGAGCGCCAAGAUCUGCAUGGUGAUAGGUUUUCUCUUCACCUUGCUCGGCAAUCUCUCAGCUCUCUCCGUCACUGUACAAGACGUUGAAUGCGUCUACGAGUACGUUCUAUAUGAAGGCGACUCCGUCUCUGGAAACUUCGUGGUCGUCGAUCACGACAUCUUCUGGAGCUCCGACCACCCUGGCAUCGAUUUAACCGUAACCUCUCCUGGGGGCAAUGUGGUGCACUCUUUGAAGGGAACAUCUGGGGAUAAGUUCAAUUUUAAGGCCCCAAGAAGUGGAAUGUACAAGUUCUGCUUCCAUAAUCCUUAUUCAACACCGGAGACCGUCUCUUUCUACAUACAUGUUGGCCAUAUUCCCAAUGAACAUGACCUUGCCAAAGAUGAACAUUUGGACCCUAUUAAUGUUAAAAUUGCUGAGCUGAGAGAGGCAUUGGAGUCUGUUACAGCGGAGCAGAAAUACUUGAAAGCGCGUGAUACUCGCCAUCGUCAUACAAACGAGAGCACUCAGAAACGCGUUUUGUUUUACACGAUUGCGGAGUACAUUUUACUGGCAGCUGCAAGUGGACUUCAAGUAGUUUACAUCCGCCGCCUGUUCAGCAAGUCGGUUGCAUACAACCGGGUUUGAGUUUCGGGUACCUGACCAGUUGCAGUGUAUGGCCUCCCUAAUAGCUAGCCUGAUGUUCAAUCUGAGGGAUGAAUUUAUAGAAACAUGCCGUGUGUGUAACACUACACUUAUGCAGUGGGCUCAUAUUUAUUUUCUGUCUCAUUUACAGCUUUUGAUUUCUUUAUAGAGGAAGGUUUAGGUCCUUCAAUUGUGAGUUGUGAGCCACCCCCUUUGAAUUUGAGAAAUGAAUUCUUGAUAUGGGAAAAAAACGUAAUGCAUUUUGAGUUGCAGGAAUUGAGCAGCCCUUGAAAUCAA